Messenger RNA from Ochotona curzoniae (black-lipped pika), 3831 nucleotides. It is a transcript of the gene GANAB, whose product is annotated as glucosidase II alpha subunit. Gene Ontology annotation, cellular component: glucosidase II complex. The transcript has 25 exons. Gene Ontology annotation, molecular function: glucan 1,3-alpha-glucosidase activity; carbohydrate binding. Gene Ontology annotation, biological process: N-glycan processing; carbohydrate metabolic process. The record is from RefSeq and is a predicted model, not a curated record. NCBI's taxonomy places the organism in Eukaryota, Metazoa, Chordata, Mammalia, Lagomorpha, Ochotonidae. The coding region runs from base 16 to 2916 and encodes 966 amino acids.
CAAACCCGGCGCAAGAUGGCGGCGGUAGCGGCAGUGGCGGCGCGGAGGAGGCGGUCUUGGGCAGGUUUAGUACUGGCUUGUUUAGGGGUCUGCCUGGGAGUUACCCUUGCUGUGGAUAGAAGCAACUUUAAGACCUGUGAAGAAAGCUCCUUCUGCAAGAGGCAGCGAAGCAUUCGGCCAGGCCUCUCUCCAUACCGAGCUUUGCUGGACACUCUUCAGCUUGGUCCUGAUGCCCUCACGGUCCAUCUGAUCCACGAGGUCACCAAGGUGGUACUGGUGCUGGAACUCCAGGGACUUGAAAAGAACAUGACUCGCAUCAGGAUCGAUGAGCUGCAGCCGCUGCGGCCCCGAUACCGAGUGCCAGACGUCUUGGUGGCCGAUCCUCCCACCGCUCGGCUUUCUGUCUCUGGCCGAGACGACAAUAGCGUGGAGCUAACGGUGGCUGAGGGACCCUACAAAAUCAUCUUGACGGCACAGCCAUUCCGCCUCGACCUGCUGGAGGACCGCGUCCUUCUGCUCAGUGUCAAUGCCCGAGGACUCCUGGGCUUUGAGCACCAGAGGACCCGCAGGGUCCCUGUCUCGGAUAGAGUUAGUGUGUCGCUCGGUAGCAUGUGGGAUAAGAUCAAGAACCUUUUCUCUAGGCAAGGAUCAAAAGACCCAGCUGAGGGCGAUGAGGCCCAGCCCGAGGAAAUGGCUGAGGAUGGUGACCAGCCAGAGGAGACCCAGGGGAAUGCAGAGAAAGAUGAGCCAGGAGCCUGGGAAGAGACAUUCAAAACUCACGCUGACAGCAAGCCACAUGGCCCCACGUCUGUGGGUUUGGACUUCUCUCUGCCAGGCAUGGAACAUGUGUACGGGAUCCCUGAGCAUGCAGAGAGCCUGAGGCUAAAGGUCACAGAAGAUGGGGAGCCGUAUCGCCUCUACAAUUUGGAUGUGUUCCAGUAUGAACUGUACAACCCCAUGGCCCUCUAUGGGUCUGUGCCUGUGCUGCUGGCCCACAACGCCCAUCGUGACUUGGGCAUCUUCUGGCUUAAUGCGGCAGAGACCUGGGUUGACAUAUCCUCCAACACUGCAGGGAAGACCUUGUUUGGGAAGAUGAUGGACUACCUGCAGGGCUCUGGGGAGACACCGCAGACCGAUGUCCGUUGGAUGUCAGAGAGUGGAAUUAUCGAUGUCUUCCUGAUGCUCGGACCUUCCGUCUUGGAUGUCUUUCGGCAGUAUGCUAGUCUCACAGGCACCCAGGCAUUGCCCCCGCUCUUCUCCCUGGGCUACCACCAGAGCCGAUGGAACUACCGGGAUGAAGCUGACGUACUGGAAGUGGACCAGGGCUUUGAUGAUCACAACAUGCCUUGUGACGUCAUCUGGCUGGACAUUGAACAUGCUGACGGCAAGCGGUAUUUCACCUGGGACCCCAGCCGGUUCCCGCAGCCUCUCACCAUGCUGCAGCAUUUGGCCUCCAAGAGGCGGAAGCUGGUGGCCAUCGUAGACCCCCACAUCAAGGUGGACUCUAGCUACAGAGUGCAUGAAGAACUGCGGAACCAGGGGCUAUACAUUAAAACUCGAGAUGGUUCUGACUAUGAGGGCUGGUGCUGGCCAGGCUCAGCUGGUUAUCCUGACUUCACUAAUCCCAUGAUGAGGACCUGGUGGGCCCACAUGUUCAACUUCGACAAUUAUGAAGGCUCAGCUCCUAACCUCUACAUCUGGAAUGACAUGAAUGAGCCAUCAGUGUUCAACGGUCCAGAGGUCACCAUGCUCAAGGACGCCCAGCAUCACGGAGGCUGGGAGCACCGGGACGUCCACAAUCUCUAUGGCUUCUACGUGCACAUGGCAACGGCUGAUGGGCUCAUACUGCGUUCCGGGGGCGUAGAACGCCCCUUUGUCCUAAGCAGGGCUUUCUUCGCUGGCUCCCAGCGCUUUGGCGCAGUGUGGACAGGGGACAACACUGCAGAGUGGGACCACUUGAAGAUUACGAUCCCCAUGUGUCUCAGCUUGGGGCUGGUGGGACUUACCUUCUGUGGCGCGGAUGUGGGUGGCUUCUUCAAAAAUUCUGAGCCAGAGCUGCUUGUACGCUGGUACCAGAUGGGUGCGUACCAGCCAUUCUUCCGUGCACAUGCCCACCUGGACACGGGGCGGCGAGAGCCAUGGCUGUUAUCCUCUCAGCACCAGGACAUAAUCCGGGAUGCCCUGGGCCAGCGGUACUCCCUACUGCCUUUCUGGUAUACCCUGUUCUAUCAGGCCCACCGUGAAGGGGUUCCUGUCAUGAGGCCCAUGUGGGUGCACUACCCUCAGGAUGUGACCACCUUCAGUGUAGACGAUCAGUUCCUACUUGGGGAUGCACUGCUGGUUCACCCUGUGUCUGACCCUGGGGCCCACGGCGUGCAGGUCUAUCUGCCUGGCCAAGGGGAGGUGUGGUAUGAUGUUCAAAGCUACCAGAAGCAUCAUGGUCCCCAGACCCUGUACCUGCCCGUGACCCUAAGCACUGUUCCUGUGUUCCAGCGUGGAGGGACAAUCGUGCCUCGGUGGAUGCGUGUGCGGCGUUCUUCAGACUGCAUGAAGGACGACCCCAUCACCCUCUUUGUUGCACUCAGCCCACAGGGUACUGCCCAAGGAGAGCUCUUUUUGGAUGAUGGGCACACCUUCAACUAUCAGACUCGCCAUGAGUUCCUGCUGCGUCGGUUCACGUUUUCUGGCAACACCCUUGUUUCCAGCUCAGCAGAUUCCAAAGGCCACUUUGAAACUCCAAUCUGGAUUGAACGUGUGGUAAUCAUGGGGGCUGGAAAACCAGCAGCUGUGGUACUCCAAACCAAAGGAGCUCCUGAAAGCCGCCUAGCCUUCCAGCACGACCCCGAGACCUCUGUGUUGGUCCUGCGCAAACCUGGCGUGAACGUGGCAUCUGACUGGAGCAUUUCCCUGCGAUAACCCUAGGGCUGUUCUGGGUGGGGGAAGGGUACAGUGGUGGGGAGAGGUCUCCUUUCUCCUGCCAUCAAGUUUGACCCUCCCCAGACUUGUCCUUUCUUAUUCUCAAGAGCCAGAUUCUGCCAACAUCUGGGCAGGAUGAGAGGUUUGUCCCUGGUCUCCUCUCUCCUGAGCUCUCCCAGCCUUUCCCUUUGUCUGUGCCCUCCCCUCAGCCUCCUGUUGCUCUCACUGGAACACAUCCUCUUAGGAAGAUGUGAGGACCACAGGGCCCUUGCCUUCCCUCCUCGGAGCCCUGACCUCCCGCGGCCCUGAUCCAUUCAUGCUUCUUGUGUUGAUACCAUUUCCUGAAAGAAGAGCAAGAAGCUCCUGUCUUGCCCUUCUCUUCCCACCAGACUGCCUUCCUCUCUUGAUUUCUUCCUGACUCCACCCUGUCAGCCGUCCGUGUCUGAUGCCCCACUGAUACACUGGGACCACCCUUGACCUGUAAGGGAUGAAUGGAUUAAAGGAGUGAGGUUGCUGGAGAACACCCUCUUUUCUCCCAUCCCGACCUUUCCCUUUCCCCAAUUCCUGCUGGUCUACCUCCCCUGCCCCUUGGGGGAAAAAGUUGCUAUGCCUCCUUAACAGGGGGUGGGCGUUAAACCUUUUUUGCCCCCUUGUCCCUCUGUGGGGCAUUCAAGAUGGAGAAAUCAGCUGUGGUUUCCUUGAAUCACGAACACCUGUAUUUAUUGCUGGGAAAAGGCUGAGGGUUGGGGAGGGGAAUGAUCAUGUGUGCCCAUGGCUGGCCCAAAGCCCUGGGAUGGGGAGGGAGGACCAAUUGGGACUGGGGGUAAAACAUUUGUGGGGAUUCUUUUUACUUCUUGGCCCCCAGAUAUGACAGGUUUUGAUAAAAGGAGAAACAAUAAAGAAACCAUAAGUAAC